AGGUGAUCUUAUAUUAUUAUCCCCAUAAUAACCAGUUCUGUUCACCCCCACAUCCAAUGGCAGCUCUUUAAACUCGAAACUGCUGCAAUUUUUCAACCAAAAUUGAACACGUGCGAGAAACAGCCUCAGCCACGAAUCGUGUAAUCACGCGCCGUAAGAUGCACGUUUGGAAUGUUUUAACCAAAAUGGUCUUAAACGAGUGUCUGACACCCUGAGGUAAGAUAAGUAAAUAAGCUCUGGUGAAAGCAAUAUUUUGAUACCCACCAAUAGCAUCAGCCACCACAAAUACACAUAGCAACAAAAUCUAACGUUCCUCUCACCAUAACGGCAUAACAUCUAUUUUCUUCCUUCCUCCACUCGCCGCCUCACUCCGUCGACGUUCAUGGGUGCAACUGAACCUGUAGUUGAGGAAGAAAAUGGAGAAAAGGAGAGGAAGAUACGAGGAGAAGGAGAAGAGAGAGAUGUGGAAAAAGGUGAAAUGAGCAGUCAACAAAGGGUGCCACCAGAGACAGUCAGUGAGAAUUUUCACGUGUCGAGAAUGCAAAGAUUGAGUGCUACAAAUCCUCUAAGGCUUGUAAUGAAUUCGGGAACUAGAGUUGCUUCUCCAUCUCCUUAUCAAGCUCCGGCACCACCUCCUCGUCAUAAGCACCGUUAUUUUCGGUCUCCUUUUCAGCACCGCCCUUCUCCAGCUCCGGCUCCGGCUCCGCCUCCUGCUGAUUAUCAUCCUUCUCCGGUUAUGGCACCGCCUCCGGCUGAUUAUCAUCCUUCUCCAGCUCCGGCACCGCCCCCUGCUGAUUAUCGUCCCUCUCCGGUUAUGGCUCCGCCUCCGGCUGAUUAUCGUCCCUCUCAGGUUAUGGCACCGCCUCCGGCUGAUUAUCGUCCCUCCCCGGUUAUGGCUCCGCCUCCGGCUGAGUACCGUCCUCCUCCAGCGCCUUCGCAGACUCGCUCCACCCCUGCCAUUACCCCUCAACAACCUUCAGUAAUAACACUGAACUCAAGAUCCUACACGAACAAGUUUUCACUUUUUCUGUUCCUUGUACACAUGAUUGCGGCAAUUGGGCUAGUUUGUUUUCUUGUAUUCAAAGGGGUACAAGGUCUACUAGAAGCAGGGGAUGUACGAAGAAAAGAAAAGAGGUUAUUAAAGUAUUUUCUACCACAAGUAGAAGCAGCUUCUCUACUUAGCAUAAUACUGGCAUUUGUAUGGCAAAAGGCAUUGCGAUUGUGGCCUACAUUCAUGAUUCAUUUCGUAAUUUGGGGUUCCUUUAUCCUCACAUUAUCAGCUGGAAUACUCUUGAUUUGUUUCCAAAGACCUUCAACUGAUGGUGUUGGAGUUGUGUUUAUCAUGUUUGCAAUUGGCAAUGGAUUGUACUCAUGUUGGGUGACACCAAGAAUUAAGUUUUGUACAAAGAUUUUAAUCAAAUCUCUUGAACCUGUACCGAAAUUCGGCGAUUUGAACAGGCCAACUUAUAUAACACUUUUUGCUGGAUUUUUAUGGAUGUCAUUGUGGAUUUUGGCUGUGAUUGGGGCUAUAAAUUUCUAUUUCCCACCAUUGGUUAUUAUUUUAUUGGUUUUGAGCAUGGCUUGGAUUACUGAGGUGAUGAGGAAUGUGGUGAAUUUGACAGUGAGUAGAGUGAUUGCUCUGUAUUAUCUUAGAGGGAUGCAAUCUAGCACACAGUUUUGUUUCCAAAGGGCAUUGUCUGUGAAUCUUGGAAGUGCUUGCCUUGGUUCUUUGUUUGUUCCUGCAAUUGAAGCUCUAAGGAUUGUGGCUCGUGGGUUGAAUUUGCUUGAGGGUGAAGAUGAGUUCAUGUUUUGUUGUGCUCAUUGUGGAUUGAAAAUCAUGGAUUCUAUCUUCAAGCGUGGCAAUGGCUGGGCAUAUGUUCAGAUUGCAACAUAUGGUAAAAGCUUUGUGAAGGCAUCACAAGACACAUGGGAGUUAUUUCAAAAGAGAGAAAUGGAGACAAUAGUAGAUUCGGACAUGACAAGUGCUAUUUGCUUUCUAACUGGAGUAUGUAGCGGUUCGAUUUGUGUAAUUGUGGUUGGGGCUUGGACUUACACCGUAUACCCCAAUUUCACAGCCACAUUAUCCCUCCUAUCAGCCUACGUUGGUUACCUUCUGACGAGGAUUGCCAUGGCUUUGCCUCAGGCUUGUGUGAGUAGUUACUACGUAUGUUACGCUGAGAAUCCUGAUAGCAGACUGUUCGAUGAGACGAUUCCAGAACGACUAACUUCUAUGAAGUCUGAUCGUGAUGCUAUUGUCCCAACGCCUAGAUCUGUUCGUGCUCGAUUCGCACGGUAGCACCUCAGUUAUGCAGAUGUACAUAAUUUUUUGUUCAAGAUAACCUUUGUUAGAUCAAUUUAUUAUAAGGACAGACGUGAUGAUGUGAAAUAACCAUCACCAGUAUUUGAUUCUUUUGAAAAAAGAAAUGGGGAGUGCCCACUCAGAUUUCCCAACAAGAACGCCACGAGGAGGUGUCUUAUGGUCCUGUCUUUUGUAUUAUAAUAAUUUGGGAUGCACUAUUUGGUUAUAUGUCCCCACCACUAAUUUAAUGUCAACAUCUUCGUUAGGUAAACCUAAUGUUAUUUAAUUUAUUAGAUUUUAUUCUUUACGUAUUCAUGUAAAGUUGGAACUAAUUGUUUUCGUUUUUCAUAUUUUAAUCUUCUUACUUUUUGUUC
Messenger RNA from Lycium ferocissimum, 2673 nucleotides. RefSeq lists its product as uncharacterized. The transcript is spliced from 5 exons. Gene Ontology annotation, biological process: transmembrane transport. Gene Ontology annotation, cellular component: membrane. Gene Ontology annotation, molecular function: transmembrane transporter activity. The record is from RefSeq and is a predicted model, not a curated record. Lineage: Eukaryota; Viridiplantae; Streptophyta; Magnoliopsida; Solanales; Solanaceae. Bases 383 to 2296 code for a protein of 637 amino acids.